Molecule: messenger RNA, 1851 nt
Organism: Mercurialis annua (annual mercury)
Lineage: Eukaryota; Viridiplantae; Streptophyta; Magnoliopsida; Malpighiales; Euphorbiaceae
Product: probable E3 ubiquitin-protein ligase XBOS34
Exons: 9
Coding region: 156-1622 (488 amino acids)
Molecular function (GO): protein binding
Source: RefSeq, a predicted model, not a curated record
CGAAAAUGAUUGGAAAUUUCCACCUCCAACAUCAAUUGCCUUGCCCUCUUCUUCUUCGUUAAGUUUUCUUAAAAAAAAUCUCUUCUGCUUCCUCUUUAUCUCUCUCUGUAAUAUAAUUCAUUCAUAAAUAUUCCUUUGAAUCUGUUUUUCUAAGUAUGGGACAAACUCUUGAGACAAUGACACAAAACCAAUCAAAGGAACAAUUACUUCAUCAACUUGUUAUCACUGCCAACGUUGACGCCAUUAAAGCUCUCUGCACACAAGGUGUCAAUCUUGAGUGGAUUGAUAAAGAAGGAAAAACUGCACUAAUUGUGGCUUGUAUGGCACCUGAGCUCAUCAAUGUAGCCAAAACUUUGAUUCAAUUGGGUGCUAAUGUCAAUGCUUAUCGUCCUGGGCGACAUGCGGGUACUCCUUUACAUCAUGCAGCUAAAAGAGGCCUCCACCAGACAGUUAUGUUACUUCUCUCAAAUGGGGCAAAUGCUCUAGUGAGAAAUGAUGAUUGUCAUACUGCACUUGAUGUUGCUAGAAUAAAGGAACAUACUAAUGUUGUUCGUGCUAUUGAGAAUCAUAUUUGCUUAUUCUCCGGAUGGCUACGGGAAUUUCAAGGUCCAGGCUUUCUUGAGAAGCUAGUUCCUCAACUAUUAUCAAGACAAAUCUGGGUUGUUAUUAUACCUUGUGGCUCCACUAAUCGCAUGAAACCCGUCAGAUUGGAACUUGCCAUUUAUACUACUUUGCAGGAUGCUCAACCUCGUACAAUCAUUGCUCUUUGGAAGGCAAAGAUUGAGGAAUCCAAAUUUAAUCAGUCAGAUCUAGGAAUCACCAUAUUCGACAAUUCUACCAAAGUACGAUAUAGAUUUUCAUCGUCCAGUGAAGAUAACAAAGAGCAGGUGCGCAGACUGUAUGAUGCAUGCAGAGGAAUACCGCAGGUAAUGCCUUCGCCAACUCAUCAUGAUACUCAAACUGGAACGCCGGUAAAUAUUGAACAAACAUCUACUGAAGCUCUGGAUUUGGCAAUGGCGAUAAGUGCUUCCAUUCAAUCCGCCGCAUCAGAAAGGCCUCAACUUCAAAAUACUCAGCAGAGCGCUGAAACAAAUAGUGCAAAUGGUUGGGGAAACUAUGUACAUGUCGAGACUUACAACGGAUGGGGCCCAGCUGCGACAUCCUCACAUUCAGAAGCAAGCAGCAGUGUGCGGGUUGAUAACUUGAAAAAGGAAGAACACAACGGAUGGGGUGUGCUUAAUUCUGGGCCGAUUAGCAAUCAAGGUCGUGUAGACACCCGCACGAACGCCCCUGUUGCUCAAACGAGCAGUGUAAUUAUUCCAUCAGCUCCCCCAAUUCCCGAUGAAGAGACAAUCCAGUAUCCAUCAAUCGAUUUGAGUCCAGUGGAUUAUUCUUCUCCACCGUUAGAGCAAGCAAAUUCUGCAACAAGCAAUGUGAAGAAUGAAGGUGAUUCAGCGUCAUCGUGUAUAAUAUGCUGGGAAGCUCCGAUAGAAGGUGCAUGCAUUCCCUGCGGUCACAUGGCCGGUUGCAUGGUUUGUUUGAGUGAGAUCAAAGCCAAGAAGGGUGUUUGUCCGAUUUGCCGAACCAAAAUAAACCAAGUUAUAAAGAUAUACGCUGUGUGAUACUCUGCUAGAUGAUCGUGUCUUGUGUAUACUAAUUUUGUUUUUCUUUUCUUACUAAACAUUACUUAUCAACUUGAGGAAAAAAUUGGAUGAUAAUAUUUGAAGAAUUAGAUGUGAUUUAGGACAUGAGUGCCCUACAAGUAAAGACACUAAGGAGAAGGGCACAUGCAUGCUCAGCUUUACUGACUGUAUGAAUGUUUAAGUUUGGAAAUACUUGAGCAUUACGUAA